AUGUUUAAGAAGAAGCCUCAGAUCAAGCCUGCCGCGCCACUACGCUCCUCCGACCGUCGCAAGAUUGCAGAUUCCAUCAUCCAUGACUAUCAACUCACGAUAUCACAACCAGACGAGCCUACACCCGAGCAGAAAGCAGAAGCCACAGCAGCACAUACCGGGUUACGAAACUCCCUGCUACCAGACAAUGUCCAGUCAGCUCGCUUCACGACCACACAUGGACCACAACUGAAGCAAGUCAGCGGCACUGUAUAUAUUGGUCACCCGCCCAACGAAGACUCGAGGAUAUUGUGGUGGCAAAUAGAGGGAGCAUUGUAUCCGUCAGUCUAUACGCUAUGGCGGCAUCCAGACAUGGUGCCAUUGCUACACACGCCAAGUAUAGUCAUCAAGAAGCUGCAAGGAGGAGCAGAUCUCAUGACCCCAGGGCUUGCAGGAGGGCCUCCAUUUCCUGCCCGAGCCAAGAAGGGCUCCGUCGUGGCGAUAGCGAGUACGGAGAACCCCAGUGUACCUGUUGCUGUGGGUGUGUGCGAGAUUGAUGUGUCGGCUUUGCAGCAGGUACAAGGACAGAAAGGACAUGCAGUGGAGAAUCUACAUUGGUGUGGUGAUGAGCUAUGGAGCUUUAGUCCGUCGGAGCGACCUGGCAAGCCAAUGCCAGAAGAGCUUGAGGGUUGGGUGCGUGGAUUGGAGGAUAGAGGUCUGGUGGACAAGGCCGAAGAUCUCAAGCUUGACGAUGAGGCGGACGAGGGUGGUGUAAGUCUCAAUGGUGACGAAGGACAAGCCCAUGCUAUCAACGGCCACACGAACGGUGUGACGGAACCGUCGGGUGACCAAGAACCAAAUGAUGCAGAAGAAGCCAGGGAGAUGUCCCAGAAGGACAUCGACUCUGCCUUCCGCUCUGCAUUCCUGUAUGGCGUGCACCACCACAAAACCACACAAUCUUCAUCACCAACCUUCGGUCUUGUCUUCCCACUAUCGCAGUCCUUCGUCAUGAGCAAUCUCAUACAACCAUUUCUUCCAACAUUCACACCCUUGCAGAAAGAGCAGCUUCAAAUCAAGAAGACGAGCUGGAAGAACAUCAAGAAGUUCAUCAAGGCGCUUGACAAGGAGAAGCUACUGAAAAGCAAAGAGAAAGAUGGUCAUGAGACUGUCAUCCUAGACAUUGACUUCAGAGACAAGGCCAUUGCAGAGUUCAAGCCAUAUCGGCUGCCGAAGAAAGAGUCAGCGAGCGGCAAGAGUGACAAGCCUACCAAUGGCGACGACACAGGCGACGACUCCAUCAGGCAGAAGCUUCAAGUUGUCACUUCCUAUCGCCCGACCAGCAAACUCUCGCCACUCUUCGCAUCCACCACAAAACAACUUCUCACACCACCCGAAGUCCGCGAAAUCAUGACAGCCUACAUCGAGUCCGAAAACCUUGUCCACACAACCAACAAACGCCUAGUGAACCUCAACCCUCUUCUCGGCAAUAGUGUCUUCGACGGAUCUGGUAAUCUUGACAAGGAAGUCCUGGCCAAGGGCUCGGUCCCACGAGAUGCUCUCGUAGAUCGUAUACUCCACAGCAUGAACACCUCUUACGCCAUCCUCCGCAAUGGCGCCUCGAUCACAGAUGCGGGCAUAAAGACCAAGUCUGGCACACCACCAAAAGUCACGAUUGUGCUCGAAACCAGAAGCGGCAACAAGACCAUGACCAAGGUGUCGGGGCUCGAGGCGUACCACAUUAAUGCUAGGCCACUAGCGGAUGAGUUGAGGAAGGUAUGUGCUGGCAGUACUUCGGUGGAGCCAUUGGCUGGCGCCGCGAAGAAGAACGAGAAGGAGGUAUUAGAAGUUAUGGUACAGGGGCCGCAGAAGGAUGCUGUGUUGAAGGCUUUGGAGAAGAGAGGUGUGCAAAGUCGGUGGGUCGAGAUUGUGGACAAGACUAAGGGCAAGAAGCGGUAG
This is a messenger RNA of Recurvomyces mirabilis, 1935 nucleotides long. RefSeq lists its product as uncharacterized. Gene Ontology annotation, molecular function: RNA binding; translation initiation factor activity. The coding region runs from base 1 to 1935 and encodes 644 amino acids. The transcript has a single exon. The record is from RefSeq and is a predicted model, not a curated record. Lineage: Eukaryota; Fungi; Ascomycota; Dothideomycetes; Mycosphaerellales; Teratosphaeriaceae. Gene Ontology annotation, biological process: formation of translation preinitiation complex; translational initiation.